Pundamilia nyererei is the source of this 1448-nucleotide messenger RNA. Its product is annotated as stathmin-like. The transcript is spliced from 6 exons. Bases 221 to 679 code for a protein of 152 amino acids. Gene Ontology annotation, cellular component: cytoplasm; neuron projection. Gene Ontology annotation, biological process: regulation of microtubule polymerization or depolymerization; neuron projection development; microtubule depolymerization. Gene Ontology annotation, molecular function: tubulin binding. Lineage: Eukaryota; Metazoa; Chordata; Actinopteri; Cichliformes; Cichlidae. The record is from RefSeq and is a predicted model, not a curated record.
UGUGCGCGCUUGGUAAACUCGCGCAGAGGGCUCGCGGUAAAUUCUGUGAGAGCAGAGCACAGCAUCCGGAGGUUGUCGAAGCCCUCGCUGAUGGGCAGGCUAUUGAAAAGCCCUCCUCAUUCCUGAAGUGGCUCGAUUGCUGGUGGCUUAAUCAGAAUGUCACUGCUUCCUCAUAUCUGGAGAUAAACAAUGUUAAAUUGACCUGAAGCAGUCUCUAAAGAUGGCAUCCGCUGAAGAUAUCCAGGUUAAGGAGCUCGACAAGCGGGCUUCCGGUCAGGCUUUUGAGGUCAUCCUGGCUACUCCUGCCCCUGAUGCCAAGGGUGACUUUCCACUGUCUCCUCCCAAGAAGAAGGAUGUCUCACUGGAGGAGAUUCAGAGGAAGCUGGACGCUGCAGAGGAGAGACGCAAGAACCAUGAAGCUGAGGUUCUGAAGCACUUAGCUGAGAAGCGAGAGCAUGAAAAAGAAGUGCAACAGAAAGCCAUGGAGGAGAACAACAACUUCAGCAAGAUGGCAGAGGAGAAGCUCAACCAGAAGAUGGAGGCUAACAAAGAGAACCGCACAGCAAUUAUGGCAGCGAUGAAUGAGAAAUUCAAAGAGAAGGACAAGAAGUUGGAAGAGGUGCGAAAGAACAAGGAGACCAAAGACCCCAACUCAGAAGAAGGCACUUCGGAAGACUGAAGGUUACAAACGGGGGAUUGUAUAGGGUUUUUUACGUAUCCAAAGAUUGAUUUAUUUUUUGUUCAGUCAGUAUUUUUGUUGUGUUCACUGCCCACCUUUUUGAAGUAAAUACAAGUUUCACUUUGUGAAGAUAUCAAUUCUUCUGCUAAGUGUAUUUGCGCUGGUUUUACAUGUGGAUCAUCCUGCCCUCCCCCUCUUGUCUAAUUCAUCUGAUUAUGUAGCUUGUCAGUGCAGCUUCUGCCCUUUUUGAAAAUUAGCAGUGUGUAACAUACCCUUUUUGAGGAAGCAUGUUUCUAUGCAUAGGUCUUUAUUCCUACAGAUUUCAUAGUGCGUUUUGAAAAUGUCCCUGUGAACCACACCUGUUCUCGGCACUUACUGUGUAUUUAAAAAAAGAAAAAUUAAAUUAAAAAAAAAAAAUCUCAAAGUAGCACAAGGUUUGAUUUUUGGCAUCGGCUGUUAUACAUACAAGUGUUUAGUGCAGCUUUGCUACCCAGAUUCUGCUUGUUUGCUCCUGCAAAUCAUGUUUCGUGCUGCUGCUUAUUCUUUGCUUUUGUAAAAACACGGGGUUGUCCUCAAAGCACAUGACUUCUUGCUGUAUAGCUGUGAAUUAACAUGCCAGAUAUGGAGAUGGAUGUCAUCUUGAACAUUACUGAUUAGGGUUCUACACAUGGAAUGCAGAAGAGCAAUACACACUUUGGCAUCUCAAUAGAUACAGUGACUAGUUGACUUGAACUGUUGUACUAAAACAAAUAAAAAUGGAACAAAGCAC